Anneissia japonica is the source of this 5154-nucleotide messenger RNA. Its product is annotated as attractin-like. The record is from RefSeq and is a predicted model, not a curated record. Lineage: Eukaryota; Metazoa; Echinodermata; Crinoidea; Comatulida; Comatulidae. The transcript is spliced from 24 exons. Gene Ontology annotation, molecular function: protein binding. The coding region runs from base 56 to 3775 and encodes 1239 amino acids. Gene Ontology annotation, cellular component: Golgi apparatus.
ACCAUUGAUCUUUGGGCAUGAUAAAUAAGGAAUACGGAUAGGAAUACAGUUUGCGAUGUCAUUCGACAUGAUUUUAAGUUUUGGAUUUGCCAAGUCAAAGUUUAGACGUUUAUCUGUUGUAAUGUAUUCAAAACAUAUAUGUGUAACGUUAUUAUAUAUUUCUUUGUUAUUAAAUGUUCUUGUUCAAAGCUGCAAUAACACCGAAGAUUGUUUAAACGGGGGAGUUUGUUCUGAAGGAACAUGCAAAUGUAAUCCUGGUUGGAUAGGUGAUAAAUGCGAUCAUUGCGGUGGCAGGAUUCGAUUGAAUUCCACGUCAGGAAUUAUUCAUGAAUCUGCAGGUGACUAUUCUACAAAUAGUAAAUGUACUUGGCUAUUAGACAGUGGCAAGCCAGGUUCAACAAUAGAUUUGAAAGUAGAAACUUUUUCAACCGAGUGUAGCUGGGAUUACCUGUAUGUGUAUGAUGGUGACUCAGUUUUUUCACGUCAGUUAGCUGCUUUUAGUGGUCUUAUAAAACAUAAAGAUGUUAAUGUAGAUCAUGAAAUGAGGGCUACGUCAGGCUAUGCAUAUUUACAUUUUUAUAGCGAUGCUGCAUAUACCCUCGACGGAUUUAAUAUAUCUUACAGUGUGAACUCAUGUCCUUCUGAGUGUUCAAAUAGAGGGAGCUGUACCUCCGACCUGCAGUGUAACUGUUACCCAGACUGGUAUGGCAAAAGCUGCGGCCUAGACCAGUGUCCAUCCAACUGUAGUAUUAAUGGUAUUUGUAACAAUAAUGGCUGCCAAUGUUCUGCAGGAUACAAAGGCCUUGACUGCAAAACUGAACCAUCUGAAGGAGUGUGGCAAGUUCGAGAGACCUCUUUAGUGGGCAAAGCAUCACAUGCUAUGGUCAUUGACAACCAGUACAUUUGGAACAUUGGUGGAUUCUUCUUUGACAGUGAUCAGUACAUUGCUUUAGUACAAUAUGAUUUAGAGGCAUCAGGCCAGAAUAUUGAAAAACAGAUUUUCACUGAUCCAUCUACAACACCUCUUCAAAGAUAUGGACACUCGGCUGUACUCUACCAGGAUUUUAUAUACAUGUUUGGGGGCGAUGUUGAUGGCAAGACAACCAAUGAACUGUGGGCGUUUGACACAUUUAAUAAAACUUGGGAUGUGAACUUGACUACAACUAAUGCUGUAGCUGUGGAGGGGCACACAGCACAUGUGGUUGAUAAUAGAAUGCUCGUGUUCUUUGGGUUCAACCCAUCCUAUGGAUACACAAACCUUGUGCAGGAGUAUGACUUUACAAAUGAUACGUGGAGGCAGCAUGAAACACAGGGUGCUUACGUGGAAGGAUCCUACGGACAUUCGUCGGUGUAUGACCCUAAACGGCGCAAGGUUUACCUGCAUGGAGGAUUCCAGAGCCAGAUACCCAGUUCUGAUCAAUAUAUUUCAACUGAACUACAUAGUUAUGAUGUUGAUAUGCAAGCUUGGUUUACUCUAAAGGAGAGUAGCCUGCCCAGAUACUUACACUCGGCCGUGCUAAUUGAUGACAUCAUGUUUGUGUUUGGAGGAAACAUGCAUAAUGACACCAGGAGUAGCAAUGGUGCCAAAUGCUACUCCAGUGAAUUUAUGGCCUACGAUUUAGAAUGUGGUGUGUGGAGCAGUAUUCCAGCCACUAGUGCGUUACCUAAGGACAUUGCUCGUUAUGGCCACGCAGCUGCUACUUAUGAACAAAGCAUGGUUGUUACUGGUGGUUUCAAUGGUCAGAUGUUCAGAGAUAUUCUCAUAUAUGAGCUUGGUAACUGUUCUGCAUUGAGUGAGGCAGACUGUAUCCAAGGUAAACCUGGAUUAAAAUGUGCCUAUGACAUACAGCUUGAGGAAUGCAUUCCAGCUAGUCAAGCCUCUAGGGAGUCAGGCAACUAUAGCCUGCUUUUAUGUCCUCAACAUGAAAUGGUUGAAUGCAGUUCGCUCAAAUCUUGCACUGAUUGCCUGGACCGGUUCGGUUGCGGAUGGUGCAAUGGAGAGUGUUCUAGAGAAUGUCCGGCUAACUCGACAUGCCCUGAAGAGGAACUGUGCAGUUUUUACCGUUCGUGCGCUGCUUGUAAUUACCAUGAAGACAGAUGUGUUUGGAACAGAAUAAAAUGCAUCACAAAAGUGAUUGGCUCAAGCCAACCCUCCCAGUGCCCGGCAACUUGUCAAGAUUAUAAUACCUGCGAGAGCUGCGCUGAAAAUGAACCCUGUAUGUGGUGCAAUAACCAGAUGCAGUGCGUGGAGUCGAACACGUACGUGACUUCGUUCCCAUAUGGCUUGUGUAUGGAAUGGCACAAUAUCAAAAGCCAGUGUCCACCUCCAAAUUGUUCCGGUUAUCAAUCCUGUACUGAAUGCCAGUUGAGCCCAGCUUGUGGCUGGUGCGAUGAUGGUUCAGGUACCGGCACCGGUACAUGUAUGGAAGGAGGGUUUACGGGACCUUUGGAUUCAUCUGGCUCCGAAAUGGUCUUGAACAUGUCAAUGUGCCAUACCCACUUAUGGAACUUCAUAGGCUGUCCAUCUUGUCAGUGUAAUGGACAUAGUACAUGUGUGAAUGGAAGUGCAUGUCUUAACUGUACCAAUAAUACGGCAGGUGAACAUUGUGAGGAGUGUGCCAGUGGUUUCUUUGGUAACCCUAGGAAUGGCGGCAGCUGUGCACCGUGUGUGUGCAAUGAGAAUGCUGACGUAUGUGACAUCCAUACAGGUGCUUGCUACUGUACUACCAAAGGAAUCAUUGGUGAUAUGUGCGACGUCUGCGAUACUAAAGCAAAAUACAGAGGAAACCCAUCUGAUGGUGGUACUUGUUACUAUGAACUUGAGAUGAAUUUCCGGUACAACUUUAACUUGUCAAAGCCGGAAGAUAGCUACUACACACGCAUCAAUAUGUUAGUGGAGCCGAAUCGUGACAAACGUGAUAUUGAUUUCAUCCUGAAUGUGCCGUCCCCUGUCACUAUGAACAUCACCUACUCCACAAAUUGUCAAGUGGAAGAGAUUCCGCUAGAGUCUGGAGUAAUUGUCACAACUAAAUACAGCACCAAAUUUACUCAUAAUGAGUUUGAUUUUUCUGAGGAUGCAAACACAACGUUUUAUAUAUACCUGUAUGACUUCACUACUCCUUACUGGUUUGAGGUUACACUGAAAUACCACAACGAUUUAUUGCGUAUCGUACUUGAAAUUGUGCUUAUAUUUGUGAGCAGUUUGAUUCUUAUGCUGUUUGUAAUGACUGCCGGUUGGCGAGUGCGCCAUGUUCUCUACAGGUAUAGACUCCGCCAGGUGACUGUCUAUCAGUUUCUCGAUGUGAACAUUUUUCAGUUCUUCAUCGCGUUCAUCUCUUGCUUUUUCCUCUUUCUACUCAUCUUUGUGGUCACCUUCAAAAUCAAAGAGAAAAUUGAUUCAAUUAAACAGAGAAGGCGACGUGUGGUUGAACUCCGCAUGAUGGCUAGUAGGCCGUGCGCAACCAUCAACCUUGAACUGGAACGCAAUAGGCCACCUGACCUCCUUCCAUCAGGCAAAAAGUCUUAUCCUAACGUGAUAGCGUUUGAACCGUGUAGUGAACAAAAAGCUGCUGUUGCCUCACUAUUUAUGCAGAUCCCACUCCCCGAUAAUUGCGAGGUUCCGUACGGACAAACCCGCAUUGUGCUUGCAAGUGCUCUGGUCCAAAUGAAGCAUAAAAAGAUCGACAUGCGUGACGUUACAGGAGCACGGCAUCGGAAACAACAACAGCGUGUACCAGUAGACGAAGCAUCAAAUUGUGCCCACGAAGUGGUAUAGAGUCAAUUUGCCUUUCUUAAUUAUAAUAAUUUUUCAUAUUUUUUAAAUUUUGUGACACGAUUCUACCUAAGUGAUCAGUUUGGGUGACAAAUAAAAUGCUGAUACAAUUCUAUACUGGUGACAGCACCAACAUUAAAUAAAAUCAGAAUCCCUUAAUCAGAUUUUGUGAAGGCAUCAUCAGAUCUAUUGGGUAGAAUUGGGUGAUUCUGUAUAAUAAUAAUAAUAGGUCACAAUAUAUCAAGAAUCAAACUGAUGGUUGAAAUGAAAACUAGAUUUUCAAUAAUAUUUGAUAAUUUUACUUUUCUCUGUUUCUUAUUGGAAUGCAUGCAAAUUAUUAUUUUUCACUGCUGACAAUACAUUGGAUAUUAUAAAUAUUAAAAUUAUCAAAUAUUAAUUAAUAUGAUUUAAAACUGCUUUAAUUAGCACAUCAUUGUUUAGUGUUAUAGCAUUUGCUUAUCAUUAAUCUGGAGACAUGCAGUAGUUGUAUAUUUCUUUAUUAGCCUACGUUUUAAUGGCUGUACGAUAAAAAGAAUAGAGAUUGCUAAAUACUAAAAGGAAACAUAUUUUUUAUUGCACAAUUAGUAUCGGCUAUGUAUAUCUUUUGUGUGCAUAGCAAUGCUUCCCUUUAAAAGUCUAGGGUAUUUUCGCUAUCAAAAGAAGAAAUUUUAUUUAAAUUUUAUGUGAUAAAAAUUGAAAAUAGACAAUAUCAUAAUCAUGUUUGGAACUGUGUAUACUCAUUGCAUAAUAUCAAGAAGUAGGAUUUUUAGACAUUCUAACAUUUAUGGUAUUUUCUCAAUACUACCAAUUACUACUACUAAUUAGACCAAAAUAUUUGACCAAUCAGGACAGAGCAUUUAUUAUUGUUUUUAGAACCACCCUUUAUUGUGAAGAAAUUGAUUUGAAAAUUCAUGAUUUCUUUUUGGUUCACCAGUAAUUUAUAAAUACCAUAACACUUUAUACAGCCAGUACAAACACUGUUUGUGAGAGUCACAAUCUAAUUUUACUACAGUACACAAGCAAAUUAGUACAUUACAUUUUCUAAUUUAUUGUAUUUUUUCCAAUAAUUUCUUAUUCUUUGUUUGACAACCUUCUAUUCACAAACUGGGCAUACGAUGAUCAGACCUAAAUUGUCAAAAUCAGAUUAUUGUCUAACAGUCCAUGUUUUAGGCAUGUGACAUGAGAUGACAUAACAUGUUACGACAUGUUACAGACUAUACCUGUUUCAGACAUCUGAUCAAAUGUCAUCAGAAAUCAUAUAUGGCCAUGAUGAUGUCAUCAUAUCCAUAUAUGGGUAUGGUGAUGUCAUCAUAUCCAUAUGUGAGGUCUCACCACAAAAUGAGUCUCAUGGUUUAAAAUUCAAAAAUUGAGUUUAUAUUAUA